UGGUCGGGAUGUGUGUUCCGUCUCGCUCGCACGCAGUUCAUUCACCCGGCCGGUGAGUGCGGAAGAAGCGCAGGCGACGGUACAGAGUACAGACUACAGAAGUCAGAACAGACCGCAGGCAACCGCGGCGACGACGGCUUCGACCGUGAACCGAUCUACACUUAUCAGUUACACGGAGCUAUCGGUGCGCUACGCCGCCUCCGCCUCACGAUGUACUAAAGUGUUGAAGUUAGACUGAAUGCAACCUAGAUCUCAAUUUAAGACUUAUUAAUUUAAGUGACGGUUCCAGUGUAGUGAUGAAUAGUUUAAGUUUAGUGAAAAUAUCUGCUACACUAUCUGGAUUUUAUUUACAAUUAUUAUCUGGAUUACUAUGCGCUUAUUGAUACUUCUACGUUAAAUAAAAAAGGACAUCAAAAUCAUCAAAAUGAGACUGUCAACCAGUGAAGAAAUUCCCAGUACCACGGUGGGACGUACAGCCAGUCCUAACGUUGGCGCCGUAGCCAAUAAUGAUGCCUACGAUGUGACCAGAAUGAGGGAAGAAGAGUUCGAAAGGCUCACAGUGUACAUUGUACCAGAUGUUCCUUGUGAACGUGGAGUACUAAACAGAGCCGAAAGAACUCUGCCUCGCAGUUUGGCUUUAAGACCCUCUGCAGUAUUAUCAACGCCAAAUACACCGACUGAAGGUGUUUGGAGUACCGGUGUUAUACCUCGAGGAACAAGAUUCGGGCCAUUUGAAGGUACACGAACACCCAAUAAACCAAAUGACAAAGUGUCGUGGAGAUAUUACUGGAGGGUACAAGAAACUGUCAGACAUCAUACUUAUGGAAAUAUUAAGAUAUUUAAGGACAGUGACUAUUAUUACCUGGAUGGAUCAGACACAAGUGUAGCAAAUUGGAUGAGAUAUGUGGCAUCAGCCUACUCGCUAUCCGUAAUGAAUCUCGUUGCCUGUCAACACCAGGAGCACAUAUAUUUUUACACUAUCAGGGACAUCAUGCCGAAUGAAGAACUUAUGGUAUGGUACUGUAAGGAUUUUGCAACCAGGUUAGGAUACGAUAUUGAUCCAGAAAGAGCAACAUACUCAAUAUGUAAAGAAGAAACAAUCAAAAAAGCAUAUGGACUACCUCCUGCACCGGUACAUCCUGAAAUAGCUUUCAAUCACAUGAAAUAUGUUCUUGGUCUAACCAAUACAAAAGAAUUAUUAGAAGCCGAAGUCCCAAAUAGGCGAAGAAAACGCGAAGCGGGUGAUAAAUGCCUCGAACCUACAGCAAUUUUGCAAAGGGAUGACCCUAGAUGUAUGAAUAAGAAUGAAAGGCUUGUCGCUAGAAUGGAUCUGUCUACAAACGGAAUUAUUCCUAAAAUAGAGAGCCCUCACUUCAUAAAUGAGCAGCGACCAAUAUCGCCAAGCUCACUGAUGCAACCACCAUCGCCAAAAAUACAUCACAGAGAUCAAACGUUAAUAAUACAUCAACACAAGGAAAGUACAUCUCAUGUAGUCAUACACCAAAUGGAAAAUUCUAGACUUCAUAACAACAGAUCACCAAGCUUAAGCCAUAGUCAACGUGAUAUGCGUGGACCUUCGCCAAUGGCUUUAAACCACCCAGAAAAGUUUGGAAGUAAAUCACCAAGUCUUCCUCAUUGUGUUCCCUCUCAUUAUGAACACCAACUAACACCCAACGAUGGUUCUGUUAGGUCUGAUGAAGGUUAUCAUAGUAAUGGUUACCAUGACGAGUUUACACCACCGGAAGAUUCAAGUGACUCUGAUGUUGAAAAUUAUGUUUUAGAUUGCUCAAAUAAGACAAACGAGCCCAAAGAAACUGUUAUCGUUCAAAAAGUUGAUCAAGAUAUGCAUCGAAAUGAAUAUCGAAAGGUUAAAAUAAAAAUGCCGAGAGCAUAUCAAUAUCAAAAUCACAAAGAUAUGGAUUGUGAAAGUGAAAAGGAGUUAAUUAUUUCUGAGGAACUAGCUAACACUACACCACAAAACUUGUCACCACCCCGACGUGACCCAGCAACUUCCACGGUUAUUGUAUUGGAAUCAUCACAAAACACUGUAGUUCCUUUAAGUAAACCAUACUAUGAAGAUGGUGCAUUAUCACCUUCCCCACAACCCGCAUUUAUGAGAUACUCUCCACCAGAUACAAGGAUUUUGGAAACGAUUCUAACCGGAAACAGAAUUGAUACUAACAAUAACGAUCCAAACAGAAGACAACCAAAUGCCACACCACCUCCAUCAUCUCCAACUGAAAUGGCAUAUUCCUACAAGAAAAGUCAAAGGUAUGGAAAUGCUUGUAGUCCCGACUCUAGCUCCAAUUUGACACCUUUGCCAUCUUUACUGCCAUUACCUCAACAACUUCCUACACCUAACUCGGUGUCGUUGUAUUCAUCCUCUCCACCACACUCUAUACCACACACCACAGAAAUACGAGAAAUUCGAGAGAUAAGGGAAAUAAGGGAAACGCGCUAUGAAAGUCAUUAUCCAAAUUAUUCUUAUAGUUUAUAUUCGCCACCAAAUUCCACAAUCAUCACGCAACUUGGAUCUCCCCCCACUACAUAUUCACCAACGGUUACAUCGUCACAUCAAUACGAGAGGAAUCAAAAUGGGCAAAAUAAUCAUCACUAUCCAUCUUCAACUAGUGUUAUAACACUCAAAAAUUGCUCGCAGUUAAGUUUAAUCCAAAAUUCUAAUGCAAACGGACAGCUAGUACCACAACAUGGUAGCUUAAGCCCUGACGGUACAUGCAAUUUAAUGAUGGCACCUAUGAGCCCUAAUUCCCAAUCCUCGCGAGGGUAUAGAAGCCUACCUUAUCCUUUAAAGAAAAAAGAUGGGAAAAUGCAUUACGAAUGUAAUGUAUGUUGUAAAACAUUUGGCCAGUUAUCAAACUUAAAGGUGCAUUUGAGGACACACUCCGGAGAGAGACCUUUUAAAUGUAAUGUUUGCAAUAAGUCAUUUACUCAACUUGCUCAUUUACAAAAGCAUCACUUAGUGCAUACUGGCGAAAAACCACAUCAAUGUGAUAUUUGUAAGAAAAGGUUUUCAUCAACAUCGAAUUUAAAAACUCAUUUACGACUGCAUUCUGGACAAAAACCAUAUGCAUGUGAUUUAUGUAUGCAGAAGUUUACACAAUUUGUGCAUUUAAAACUUCACAAAAGGCUCCACACAAACGACAGGCCAUAUGUUUGCCAAGGCUGCGACAAGAAAUAUAUCAGCGCUUCAGGAUUAAGGACACACUGGAAGACUACUAGUUGCAAACCAAAUAAUAUUGAAGAAGUGCUAGCUAUAACUAACGCUGCAAAUACUGAAUGCAUGGGUAACGUCGACAAAGACUGCCACGAGAGAGAGGGGCAUGAAAGUUAUGAAGUGCACUCAGCCACGCAAGGAGGGGUGAUGACCGGUGGGGCUCGCAGCAUGUCGCACGGGGAGACGAUGAUGGCAGGACAAGCUCACACGACGACGCCUCAUCUAACCGGCCACGGACAAAUGUCGCCGGGGCCCGGCGGUCAGUACCGCGGGCUUAUGCCGCCGCAACCUGAACACGAGCAGCAUUACUCCGCGUCAUCUGAAACCCGACCCACUGUGAUAGAAUCCAGCCAGCCGCUUAUCAUAGAAUGUACUUGAGCGCUACCCUAUCUUUCACACCCCAAAGUAGUCGUUGACACGCGCAUCCAGAUGCGUGUUUUCCCGCCGCAUAAUGUGAUUCCUGUCUUGUGAUCAAGUGAGAGUAUUCUUAAAAUUAAAGAGACAUUCGUGUGAAUCGACUCGUCUCAUUCAGUGGCUAUGAGAUUAAGGACAUUAAAGUGUAUAUUUGUAUUAUAGUUUUAGUAUAAGCGCAAUGCGAUUUAAUUAAGUACUAAGUACUUACAUAGAAUUCAUCCAUUUUAAGACUAUCUAGUUCUAAUAGAAGGCCGUGGAAUACUUUAUUAAGGUCUCAGCCUUUUUUACGCUAAUGCUCAAUUUUUUUACUUACCUAUACGUCUAUUGUAAAUGAAAUAUUUCGCCAUCGACUUUAUAUAAUUUAAUAGAUUUUUCUAAGAGCGUGUAUAUAGUUUGUAUAUAAAUAUUCUGUGUAAAACUAGACUAUAAUCUUCCUAUCAUUGUAGUUUUUAAAAAGAACUAUGUACUUGCAGGUAACUUAAUAUAUUUUUGCAUUGUUAACUGCAACAUACUUACAAGUAAAAUGAUUGACAUUUCACCAAAGAACAUGUAACAGUUAUAUUUUGCCAUUUAAUUAUUCUGUCUGAUAGUAACUAUUUGACUUUGUCAUUAAAAUUCACCCCCGUUCUCCAUUACAUCU
This is a messenger RNA of Zerene cesonia (dogface butterfly), 4289 nucleotides long. RefSeq names its product PR domain zinc finger protein 1 (gene Blimp-1). Bases 425 to 3613 code for a protein of 1062 amino acids. Lineage: Eukaryota; Metazoa; Arthropoda; Insecta; Lepidoptera; Pieridae. Gene Ontology annotation, biological process: regulation of transcription by RNA polymerase II; cell fate commitment. The transcript has 9 exons. Gene Ontology annotation, cellular component: nucleus; cytoplasm. The record is from RefSeq and is a predicted model, not a curated record. Gene Ontology annotation, molecular function: histone deacetylase binding; DNA-binding transcription repressor activity, RNA polymerase II-specific; RNA polymerase II cis-regulatory region sequence-specific DNA binding.